This is a messenger RNA of Cuculus canorus (common cuckoo), 2251 nucleotides long. RefSeq names its product lipoic acid synthetase (gene LIAS). NCBI's taxonomy places the organism in Eukaryota, Metazoa, Chordata, Aves, Cuculiformes, Cuculidae. Gene Ontology annotation, biological process: lipoate biosynthetic process. The coding region runs from base 16 to 1200 and encodes 394 amino acids. Gene Ontology annotation, cellular component: mitochondrion. The record is from RefSeq and is a predicted model, not a curated record. The transcript is spliced from 11 exons. Gene Ontology annotation, molecular function: lipoate synthase activity; 4 iron, 4 sulfur cluster binding.
ACUAACAGAGGCCCAAUGCGCGGGAGCGGGGCUAGGCGGGAGCAGCCGAGCGCCGAGCGGGCCGGGGCACCCAUGGCAGCUAUGGCGUUGGUGGGGGGGUUGCGGCUGCUGCGGCCCCGGCGUGGCGUGUGGGAAAGCCCUAUGUGUAACCAGCACCGAGCAUUGGGGUCUUUGCCAGAGGAAAAGAAAGAAUUUUUGCGAAAUGGGCCUGACCUGCAGGAGUUCGUCUCUGGAGAUCUGUCCGACAAGAGCACAUGGGCCGAGUAUAAAGGCAAUUUAAAACGUCAGAAAGGAGAAAGGCUGCGGCUUCCUCCUUGGCUGAAAACAAAGAUUCCCGUGGGAAAGAAUUACAAUAAACUAAAGAAUACCUUGAGAAGUUUAAAUCUUCAUACGGUAUGUGAAGAAGCACGCUGUCCCAACAUUGGAGAAUGCUGGGGAGGCGGUGAAUAUGCUACAGCUACAGCUACUAUUAUGCUGAUGGGUGACACAUGCACCAGAGGUUGCAGAUUUUGUUCAGUAAAGACAGCAAAAAAUCCACCUCCACUGGAUCCCGAGGAGCCAUACAACACAGCAAAGGCUAUAGCUGAGUGGGGCUUGGAUUAUGUUGUGUUGACGUCUGUGGACAGAGACGAUAUGCCUGACGGUGGAGCAGAACACUUUGCAAAGACAGUCUCUCAUCUGAAAGAAAGGAAUUCGAAAAUCCUGGUGGAAUGCCUCACUCCUGACUUCCGAGGGGACCUGAAAGCCGUGGAGAAAGUGGCGCUAUCGGGACUAGAUGUGUACGCCCACAACGUGGAGACGGUGCCGGAAUUACAGAGGAAAGUCCGUGAUCCCCGAGCCAACUUUGAGCAGUCCCUGCGUGUGCUGAAGCACGCUAAACAGGUCAAGCCCAGCAUCAUUUCUAAAACCUCCAUCAUGUUGGGGCUCGGCGAGAUGGACGAACAAGUGUAUUCAACGAUGAAAUUAUUGCGGGAAGCAGAUGUAGAUUGUUUGACCCUAGGACAGUACAUGCAACCAACAAAACGUCAUCUAAAGGUUGAGGAGUACAUAACUCCUGAAAAAUUUAAGUACUGGGAAAAAGUAGGAAGUGAUCUUGGAUUCCAUUAUACUGCUAGCGGGCCUUUAGUGCGCUCUUCCUAUAAAGCAGGUGAAUUCUUCUUGAAGAACUUGGUAGAAAAAAGAAAGACAAAAGCCAUCUGAAAAUGAGUGUGAACCUAUUUAAAGCAGCCAAUUUUAAGGAUCCUUUUCUUUCAGCGGAUAAUUAUUCUCAGUUCCAGAAACGCAGAAGACCAGAUGGUGGGUGUAUGAAUAAACUUACUGUCUGUCCAGAACAUGUUUCUCUCACCAAAACACUUAACAGUCUUACCCAAUUCCUUCUGUCAAGGCUACAACUACAAAGUACUUAUAGUGUUCAGCAAAAAGUCAGAAGAUAGAACUGAUUUUGCAAGAGUGAUGGAACUGACAUGGGAGAAAUGGAAGCUGAAAAAAAAAGCAGACAGAUUUAAGUAGACAGGUUUGAUAACUGCCAUCAGUAUCCCUGCUGUUAAUACUUGGGAAAAUGCUAAUAGGUAAUUUGAAAGGUACUGAUAUUUUGGUGUUAUCAUUAUGUAAGACAAUCAUGCAGGGGCUGUGGGGAAUAGAGGAGCUCUAAAGAAAGCUUGUGUACAUGACAGAGGACCAUAUUAGGGCUGUCUUGAACUGUAUUAACUGAAGCAGUAUCGUUAAUACUUGUUCAAGAGAUAGUAUCUCUUACCUGCAUCUUAAGAAAAUGAGCUGUACCAGUCUGAUAGCUGAUGCUUUUCAGGUGUUUGCAUAUCUCAAAGUGACACCUUGUGUUUACCAAGGCUUACGUUUUGAAGAAAACAAGAGCUCUCUGCACCAAGACAAUUAACCCUGUGUAGAUACCAUAUAUUUUAAACCAUAGGGAAAAAACAGAGUUGCUGUAACAGCGUAAAAGGAGCCACCCCUGGUUUGGGUAUGUGGCUGUAAUGAGUUGCACAGGUCCCUCUUUCGUACGGGUAUGCAGAGCUGCUGCUGUUCUGUACUGUGCUUAUAAGCUGCAGAUAUCAUCUUACCAUUAAAGUUAACAACUCAGCCCAAGGUGGUGGUGGCUGUGUCUGUCUGGACUGGUUACCUGGUCCCUUGAGACCUGAUCUGGAUGCAGAAAAGUGAACUGCAUUAUAGCUGAAGUGUGAAAUCUAUUAUAAUGUGGUACUAAGCGCAAGCAGAAAUAAGAGCAUGGCUUAUGGUG